Messenger RNA from Plasmodium gonderi, 798 nucleotides. Its product is annotated as variable surface protein. The record is from RefSeq and is a predicted model, not a curated record. NCBI's taxonomy places the organism in Eukaryota, Apicomplexa, Aconoidasida, Haemosporida, Plasmodiidae. The transcript has 2 exons. The coding region runs from base 1 to 798 and encodes 265 amino acids.
AUGGCAGCAUUAUUUCAGUUUGUCUUUUUCACUAAAAUUCAUAUAAUAUUAUUUUUUAUAUGGAUAUACCAUUGCCACAAUGAUGAUAUAAUAUAUAUUAUUAUUUUUCCAUUUUAUAAGCCUCACAUUAAAUCAAUAGACAACUUUAAAAGCCCUGAUACAUCAUUAACUUUAAGGAGAAAUCGAUUAUUAUGGAAAAUUAAUAUUAAAAAAAAAAAUACAAACGAAGAAUUAAACGAGGGCCAAAACGUUGAUAUGAACACCAUGGAUUUAAAUAACAAUAUAAAAAUGCAGAAUAUUAUGUAUAGUGAUCAAGAUCAUAUUAAAUCAUUAAAAGAAAAUAAAAAGAAAGAAAAAUUUGCAAAAAAAGAAUUAAAAAAAUCAUUAAUUCGUAAAAUGAAAUCCCAGAAAGUUUAUACAAGAAAAAGACCUAAAUUAUAUAAUAUUUUUGCAUUAAUAGACUUCUAUAUUGAAAAAAAAAUAUUUUAUAGAAUGUGUAAGAUACACAACUUGAUUAAAGGCAGGAAUAUAAAUAAAAAAACAAAUGGAAUUCAUCAAUACAAAAACAUCAUAAUUAUAUUUUCAUUUCCUCUGAUAAUUUUUGCCUCAGGAGCUAUUUUUUUUCCUUUAAAGUAUUACUUAUUUAGCAGUGAAACAUAUUUACCCUAUGGCACCUUGGCUUCUUCCGUGGUGUCAUUAUUGAUACUCAUAUAUAUUUUACGAAAAAUUUUAAUAUGUCGUAAUUUGCUUAAAUCCGAAGAAAAAAAUAAUAUAAUUGAAGGUAUUUAUUCUUUAUAA